AUGACCUCAUCACCUCAAGCAGACGCAAUUGAGCCUGCGCCAAUUCAUUCUCAUCAGCAAACUCCCGAUCAUGUCGAGAAAACGACGGAUACCGCCUCUAUUGCUGGCUCGUUAGACCAACCAGUUGGUCCCGACAUCGAAAGCAACAGCGGAACUAUAGAGCUCCAAGAUCAAUCACAGCGUCUACCAUUCUUCCGACUCAUUCUUGCCUACACCUGUCUAUGUUUCUGCUAUUUCAUCUCUUAUCUAGACAUGAACUCUGUCGCGACAUCAUUGCCCACCAUUUCUGAGGCAUUGGAUGCUGGCCCGACUGUUACUUGGGUCGGAACGUCAUACCUUCUCGGCCAGCUCUCAUUUCAGCCACUUUAUGGCAGAAUAUCCGAUAUCACCGGACGGAAGCCUGUCUUACUAUUCUCAGUGGGCUGUAUCGUAAUGGGCGGUCUUCUCUGUGGCUUCGCUCGCACGCCAGUUUGGCUGUAUGUCUGUCGCACAAUCAGUGGCAUUGGUGGGGGUGGCAUUAGCUCUUCCGUGGCUAUCAUCGUCAGUGAUCUCGUUAGUCUAAGAUCACGAGGGAAAUAUCAAGGGUUUAUUAGCCUUGCCAUUGGGAUCGGAGCUGCUUCUGGUCCAUUUGUGGCCGCUGGGCUAAUCCAACGGACCACUGGCGGAUGGCGAUGGGUCUUCUGGGUCCCAUCGACAAUGGGAGCAGUAUGUUUUGUGCUUCUUCUCCUACUCUUGCCUCUGAAACCCGUUUCAGGAAGCUUCAAAGAAAAGGCUCGUAAGAUUGACUGGAUGGGUGUUAUGGCAUCAAUUGCUGGUAUCGUGUUGACGGUUAUGGCCAUCAACUCUGGAGGCAGCAUGUGGGCCUGGAAGAAUGUCAAGACUAUCUCCAUCCUCACCAUCGGUGUCGUCAUGCUGCUGGUCUUCAUCAUUAUCGAGGCUUUCUUUGCCCGAAUCCCCAUAAUUCCGAUGAGACUGUUUAAGCAAAUAUCCCCAGCUGUACUCAUCCUCACAGGAUUCUUGCACGACUUCGCUUGGCAAUCUACACAGUACUUUGUUCCUCUGUACUACCAAACUGUUCGCGGCUUCACGCCUCUGAAGAGCGCGACGCUCAUUGUACCGUUCCUCCUAGCGCAAGGACUUGCUGGCGCUGCUUCGGGGCCCAUCAUGGCUCAUUAUGCGAGAUACAUGCCUAUAUUGCGGACUGGUUUCACAAUUUGGACAAUCGGCGCAGGCCUCAAGCUUCUGUUCAAUGAGCACACUCAUGUCGCUGUCUAUGUCGUGGUUCUAGCUGUUGAAGGAGCAGGGAUAGGAUGGGUACAUCAGCCAGGCCUUGUUGCUUUGCAGGCCAACUCUGCGGACGAAGAUCGUGCUGUGGCAACAGGAACCCGCAACGUCUUUCGUUCCCUCGGUGGCGUUGUUGGUAUCGCCGUGUCCACAGCCGCAUACUAUGCUACUCUCAGCAAAGCUCUUUUACAACCCAACGCGGUGCCGGAAUGGCUUCGUGACCGAGUCUUGGACGGUACGUGGGCUGUUGGGGACCCCACCACUGCAGAGUUCGAAAGCGCCAUCAUCGAUGCGCGCAUGCAAGGCUUCCGAGUGAUCUUCAUCACCACGAUACCUCUCAUGGCUAUAUGUCUGCUGGUCAGUUUCUUAGUGGAUGAUAUCGUGUUGAAGGGUGAUACCGCUCAGGUAGGCAUGACAGAAGGACGCCGGAUCAGUAGCUCAAUAAUUACUCCCACCGUGCCUUCGGACAGCAAGAGGGAUAUGGGUGGGGCUGAUCAGGGAAGGGCACAGGCAUAA
This is a messenger RNA of Fusarium verticillioides 7600, 1800 nucleotides long. RefSeq lists its product as hypothetical. NCBI's taxonomy places the organism in Eukaryota, Fungi, Ascomycota, Sordariomycetes, Hypocreales, Nectriaceae. Gene Ontology annotation, biological process: transmembrane transport. Gene Ontology annotation, molecular function: transmembrane transporter activity. The record is from RefSeq and is a predicted model, not a curated record. The transcript is spliced from 4 exons. Bases 1 to 1800 code for a protein of 599 amino acids.